AAUGUUUUUUACAUUUUAUUCUUUCAUAAUUCUUUGAACUCCCUGUAUUCCAUGAUGAUGAGGCAUAUAGGUAACCUAGGUUUAACUACAUGAAAGGUAUAACACUUGUGCAGACUCAGCAUUAAAACAGCUUCAAACCUCCAGUAGGGGCUUGGCUCGUCCGAAGGCCACUACUUUUUUGGCUUACAAGGCAUGUCCGCAUCAAGCAUGAGACAAAAUUUUCUCCGUUUUGACAAGCUGUUUAAGGCAGAAUGUCGUCUUUGUCAUACAGGGAAGAGAGGACCAAACGUUCUCAUUACAGGCGGGCUGGGACAGCUGGGAACCGGUUUAGCCCGUGAGCUGAGAGCCAGACACGGAGCAGAAACUGUAAUUCUGUCUGAUAUCAUUAAGCCUGAGGAAUCCGAGAUUGCCAAUGGGCCUUUUAUCUUUGCUGAUGUGCUGGACUUCAAGUGUCUUCAGGAAAUAGUUGUCAACAAAAGAAUUGAUUGGAUUGUUCAUUUCUCUGCACUUCUAUCUGCUGUGGGAGAAAACAACGUACCCUUGGCAGUCAGGGUAAACAUAGAGGGACUUCAUAAUGUUAUGGAGCUUUCUAAACAAUAUAAGCUGAAGCUGUUUGUACCAAGUACUAUUGGAGCUUUUGGUCCUGAGUCCCCACGCAAUCCAACCCCAAAUCUUUGUAUCCAGAGACCAAAAACCAUCUAUGGGGUAUCCAAGGUUCAUGCUGAGCUGCUUGGAGAAUAUUACAACAAGAGAUUUAACCUGGAUUUUAGGUGUCUGAGGUUUCCUGGAAUCAUCUCUUACGAUUCUCACCCUGGUGGUGGAACUACUGACUACGCAGUGCAGAUCUUUCAUGAUGCCAUCACCACCGGCAAACAUCAUUGCUAUCUUAGGCCAGAUACAAGACUUCCCAUGAUGUACAUUGAUGACUGUCUAAGAUCGACCAUAGAGUUCAUGUUAGCGCCUACAGACAAGCUUAGCACUAGAACCUACAAUGUUCAUGCAAUGAGCUUUACACCAGAAGAACUCUUCAAUGAGGUGAGAAAGUGGGUUCCUGAGUUAGAGAUUGAAUAUAAUCCAGAUGCUAGGCAGAAAAUUGCUGAUACUUGGCCCAUGGUGUUUGAUGAUAGUAUUGCCAGACAGGAUUGGGGUUGGAAACCCAGUAUACCCCUGGAUAGUCUAGUAGAGAUCAUGAUUACAAACCUCAGGAGGUUGUAUAAAGAGAAAGAAAAGGCGUAAAUCAUUUGUAAUUUUGUGUGAUAUAAUAAAUUGUUUAAUUUUUGUGUA
Eurytemora carolleeae is the source of this 1284-nucleotide messenger RNA. RefSeq names its product L-threonine 3-dehydrogenase, mitochondrial (gene Tdh). Gene Ontology annotation, molecular function: L-threonine 3-dehydrogenase activity. The transcript is spliced from 14 exons. NCBI's taxonomy places the organism in Eukaryota, Metazoa, Arthropoda, Copepoda, Calanoida, Temoridae. The record is from RefSeq and is a predicted model, not a curated record. Gene Ontology annotation, biological process: L-threonine catabolic process. The coding region runs from base 193 to 1236 and encodes 347 amino acids.